UAAGCGUUAUCUUCGUUCUUUCUUCUAGAGUCAAGACAAACCAGAGAAAUUGGAUAGUAUAGAAGAAAAAAGCGUCAAAUACUGGAAGCACAUAAUUUGGAUAGAUUGAUAAUGGCGUCACUUCAACUUUCUCUCUCUUCCACUCUUGGUAGCUGGAAGGUUUCUGCUUCUCAUUCUUGCAUCACAUUUUCUCUCUCCUCUUUUGACAUCUCUCGCCGUCUCUCUCUCAUCCACCUCGGUACAGCUGUCUCGCAGUCACAUUUGUUAGGUUUUAAGGAAUCUACACUGUCAAAACCAGAAAGAAAUAUUCUUGAGGUUGGUACAACUGGAAAUGUAGCUCAAGCAAGCCCCAUUAUCAAGGAUGAAAAUUUUGUAGAUUGGGCUAAAAAUGACAAACGAAGAUUACUUCAUGUUGUCUAUCGUGUUGGGGAUUUGGAUAAAACUAUAAAAUUCUAUACAGAGUGCUUAGGAAUGAAGGUAUUACGGCAACGAAGCAUACCAGAGGAGAAAUAUUCCAAUGCCUUCCUUGGUUAUGGACCUGAAGAGUCACAUUUUGCAGUUGAACUCACAUACAACUUUGGUGUUGACAAAUAUGACAUUGGAACUGGUUUUGGUCACUUUGGUGUUGCUGUUGAGGAUGUUGCUAAAACAGUGGAUCUUGUAAGGUCAAAGGGUGGUAAGGUUACAAUGGAUCCUGCUCUAGUCAAUGGUUCUGUUAUUGCUUAUAUAGAAGAUCCAGAUGGUUAUAAGUUUGAGCUUAUAGAAAGGGUACCUACAUUCGACCCCCUUUGCAAGGUGAUGCUUAGAGUUGGAGAACUUGAUCGUGCUAUUAGGUUUUAUAACAAGGCUUAUGGCAUGGACCUGCUCCGCAAGAUGGAUUAUCCUGAGAACAAGUAUACAAAAGCUAUUAUGGGUUAUGGUCCGGAGGAUAAAAAUGCUGUACUGGAGUUAACUUACAAAUAUGGAGUUCGUGAGUAUGACAAAGGAAAUGGUUAUGCCCAGAUUGCAAUUGGAACAGACAAUGUUUAUAAAACAGCUGAUGCAGUUAAGCUUAAUGGAGGGAAAGUUGUACUUGAUCCUGGUCCAUUGCCUGGUAUCAAUACCAAGAUAACUGCAUGCUUGGAUCCAGAUGGCUGGAAAUCAGUAUUUGUUGACAAUAUUGACUUUCUCAAGGAACUUGAGUGACCUGACCAAGAGCGUGCUCUAUAUAGAUAUGACCGGAUGUUGUGAUGCUUGGAGAUCCAUUUCAGCAUCAUGUCAAAGACUGUUGCAUGUUGUAAACAUUUUUUUUGUUAAUCGCAUGAGAGGCAAUCAGGAAUUUUAAUUUUAUGUUGCACUCAAUCAUAGAAAUUUUAGUUUUACAUCAGCCAAAUUGUAAUGUAACAUAACUCUUACAGGCAUACUUUACAUAUUAAUGUGACAAUUCAAUAAAUUUUGUAUCCCAUCAGUCCACAUGUGUUUUUCUC
Amaranthus tricolor (Joseph's coat) is the source of this 1466-nucleotide messenger RNA. RefSeq names its product probable lactoylglutathione lyase, chloroplastic. The coding region runs from base 112 to 1185 and encodes 357 amino acids. Gene Ontology annotation, molecular function: metal ion binding; lactoylglutathione lyase activity. The transcript has 9 exons. NCBI's taxonomy places the organism in Eukaryota, Viridiplantae, Streptophyta, Magnoliopsida, Caryophyllales, Amaranthaceae. Gene Ontology annotation, cellular component: cytoplasm. The record is from RefSeq and is a predicted model, not a curated record.